UAUAAAUAUGUCGGUCCCAAGAACUCGGAAGCAGCUUCGUCCUCGUCUCGCAUUUUGUGGAGCUUCGGCCCUCGCGAAUGGAGUCGUCGCCUAACCACUCCGCGGCCCCGAAGGUUCGAGCGAAAUCGAGCACGAGCGAUCGCCUCCUCGACCUCCGGAGCUCGCUCUCGGUGGUGAAUGCCCCACUGGAGAACGGGGACUCGAAGCCCCGAUCGUCGAGGAAGAUGGGGAGCGAGAGCAAGCUGAGCCCGAAGAUCGUUGUUGGGGAGGCGGGGUACGUUCUCGAGGACGUGCCCCACCUCAUGGAUUAUAUCCCCGAUCUCCCAACCUAUCCAAAUCCGCUGCAAGAUAAUCCAGCUUACUCUGUUGUCAAGCAAUAUUUUGUUAAUAAGGAUGAUACCGUUGCUCAGAAGAUUGUUGUUCAAAAGAGCAGCCCCAGAGGGACCCAUUUUCGCCGCGCUGGUCCUCGUCAGAGGGUGUAUUUUGAGUCGGAUGAGGUGCGUGCGUGCAUUGUAACAUGCGGAGGUCUUUGCCCUGGACUUAAUACUGUGAUAAGGGAAAUUGUAUGUGGCUUGUGUCACAUGUAUGGCAUCACCAAAAUUCUCGGCAUAGAGGGUGGAUACAGAGGUUUCUACGCACGCAACACCAUUACGCUGACUCCCAAGAAUGUCAAUGAUAUUCACAAAAGAGGUGGAACAAUCCUCGGAACAUCACGAGGGGGUCAAGACACUUCAAAGAUUGUUGACAGUAUUGAAGAUCGUGGAAUUAAUCAGGUUUAUAUAAUUGGAGGAGAUGGUACUCAAAAAGGGGCCUCUGUCAUAUUUGAGGAAAUCCAAAGACGGGGUCUUAAAGUUGCUGUUGUUGGUAUUCCGAAGACAAUAGAUAAUGACAUUGCGGUAAUCGACAAGUCAUUUGGUUUCGAUACUGCUGUAGAGGAGGCCCAGCGUGCAAUAAAUGCAGCACAUGUGGAGGCUCAAAGUUUUGAAAAUGGUAUUGGUGUUGUGAAGCUAAUGGGGCGCUACAGUGGCUUUAUUGCAAUGUAUGCUACUCUUGCAAGUCGAGAUGUGGACUGUUGUUUGAUUCCUGAAUCGCCAUUCUAUCUAGAAGGGGAAGGCGGACUUUUCGAGUACAUCGAGAAGCGCCUUAAGGAGAAUGGCCAUAUGGUUAUUGUUGUUGCUGAGGGUGCAGGUCAGGAGCUUAUAGCUGAAAGCAUGCGGUCCAUUGACCAUAAAGAUGCUUCUGGAAAUAAGCUCCUCCUAGAUGUUGGGCUUUGGCUCUCUCAAAAGAUAAAGGAUCACUUUGCAAAACUACAGAAGAUGACGAUCAAUCUGAAAUAUAUAGAUCCUACAUAUAUGAUACGUGCAAUUCCGAGCAAUGCAUCAGAUAAUGUCUACUGCACAUUAUUGGCUCAUAGUGCAAUUCAUGGUGCCAUGGCAGGAUACACUGGUUUUACUGUUGGGCCUGUUAAUGGAAGACAUGCUUACAUUCCUUUGUAUAGGAUCACAGAAGCGCAGAACAAAGUUGUGAUCACAGACAGGAUGUGGGCGAGGCUACUGUCGUCAACUAAUCAACCGAGCUUUCUAAGCACCAAAGACAUCGAGGACUCAAAGAAGGAAAUAGAGCCGCCAACCCAACUUCUAAAUGGAGAGAACUUGAAGAGUUGAAUAUGUCCGGUCAAAGCGAGAUGAUGUUGAGAAAUUAUCGGUGUAGAUAAGUUUCGCUAGCUGCUGCAGCAUCAGCAGCAGUGAACAUGGAUGCUUUAUAUUUGUUUCUAUCCGUUCAUAUCUGUAAGUUAAAAUAAUCCUAGGGUAUUAGUGAAGAAUGAAGGUUAUGUACUAAUGCCGAAUAAGUCAGCUUGAUUUUCUAUGAAGAAACACUCCUGGUGAGUGCUGUGAUCUGUAAUUUUUAUUACAGAUCACUACAGUUUUAAUCGUUUGAAAUAAGAAGCAACUUUUUUAUUAGUUUCUA
Ananas comosus (pineapple) is the source of this 1968-nucleotide messenger RNA. RefSeq names its product ATP-dependent 6-phosphofructokinase 3-like. The transcript is spliced from 14 exons. Bases 78 to 1664 code for a protein of 528 amino acids. Gene Ontology annotation, molecular function: 6-phosphofructokinase activity; ATP binding. Gene Ontology annotation, cellular component: cytoplasm. Lineage: Eukaryota; Viridiplantae; Streptophyta; Magnoliopsida; Poales; Bromeliaceae. The record is from RefSeq and is a predicted model, not a curated record. Gene Ontology annotation, biological process: fructose 6-phosphate metabolic process; glycolytic process.